Drosophila persimilis is the source of this 10922-nucleotide messenger RNA. Its product is annotated as microtubule-associated protein futsch. The transcript has 5 exons. NCBI's taxonomy places the organism in Eukaryota, Metazoa, Arthropoda, Insecta, Diptera, Drosophilidae. The coding region runs from base 16 to 10875 and encodes 3619 amino acids. The record is from RefSeq and is a predicted model, not a curated record.
AAAUUUUAAGUAAACAUGAGCUCCCCGAAUAAUAGUCCGAACAAAAAAAAUUCGCUGCAAUGUGAGAGCAGGAUCAGUCUCCGACGCAGCGGUGGAACGCAAAACGAUCUCGUAAAUAAACUGCAGCAUUUGCGUCCGGGAUUCGGUCUCGGCGCGCCGGUACGCCGGUACCUUCCCGCCGUGUUCGGUGUCAUAGACGGUGGCACCCAUCCGCGCAGCAUCCUACGCGAUCAGACCCAUAAAACCGAUGCAACGGAGGUGAAGAACUUCCGGCAGGCCCAACCGCGACGCCAGUCCCGUGGCCGACAGCAGCUUCAAAUAGCCAAUGUUCCGGAGGAAAAUAUAGCAGAUGUGUCGGCACCCAGCUUUGAAAUGAAAAAGCCCUCUCAACGAUCCAAUAUGGCGGAGGCGCCGGUGGCCAGCGGCCACACGGUCGAGACCGUGUAUACGGAAAUUUUCGAUAGCUUUCCGGACCCCAGGGAUAUUAUGACGCCCGGCACGUCCUUACAGAUUAGAGACAAAUCCCUUAGCCAGAAGACUACCCACCGCAAGGUCACUACGCAUCGUGACUCCAACGGAAAUAUUACUAGUCGCAUUGAGGAGACGACCACAGUGUGCACUGCGCCCCGGGAUAGGCCACCGUCCAUUACACGGCGCAUUAACUUCUCCACAGAGGAUGUGUCUAAAAACGUGUCGGACGAAACGAUGCUCAUGCUCCACGAUGACUCUAGGCCAAGGACGCUUAUAGGAGAGAGAUACAUGCCCAGCGAGUAUCCGGGUGGGCAAGGACCUCUUCAAUAUCGCGAUCGCAGCUCACAGCGCGAGAAAUUGGAGGACGAACCAGCGCAUUCUUUCAAUGGCAUUUCGGGAGCUACUCGCCAAUGGCGAGCACCCAGGACUAUCGGGUUCCUGAAUGACCAGACAAUACCGUCUUAUGUGGCAUACACCACCGGCUUCUCUGACAGGGCACAACAGACGUGGCCCAGUGCCUACAGUGAACAGCAACGGCGAAAAAGGAGAUCCCAAGGAACGGCUCCGGACCGGACCAGUUUCCCGGACAGGUCACAACAGGACAGUCCAAGCGAAAACUUAGAAAGUGAUCACCGAAGAUUCCGAUCUCAAAGUCCAGAUGGCAGACGCAGUCAGUUUCAAGAGGACCUCAGUUCCGCGACCCGCCAACGAAGCUUGUCGCAAGGCUCAAAUCCCAGAAGGCAGCAGAUAUCACAGCAGUCGCAGAAUAUAAACAAUAAUUCUGCUCCUCAAUUCAACGACAGUCCACCCAGAGGAGAGGUUUCGCCUUCUUCGAGAUCUCCAAAUGGCAACGCCCACCCCAAGUCAGUGUCUGGUGACCUUGCUGAGGAAUACGCCCCCUUUCGCAAUGAAGCCGGGUCGAUAAAACGGAGUAACGAUUCUGUAAAUAAGGGGCCAGUCAAAGUGACUGAUGAAGUUCUGGAUGAUGUAACCAUGCCGUCGUCUGGAGAAGCAGCAACUUCAUCCCACCGGCAUGUGACACUACCCAGCGGGGACUUACGCGAAGUGUCGGCUCGGGAGCAAAUAGGUGAUGAAUCGGCUCCUACCUUUGCAAGUUCAGAUCACAGAAAUACUUACAGUCAGAGACGAUCAAUGCCUUCAAGCAACAUUAAUGAUGAAUCAGCCCCCACAUUUGACAGUACCGGUCGUGGAACAGCAUACAGUCAGAGGCAAUCCAUGCCAUCUCAAAACCUAAUCGAUGAAUCAGCACCCACAUUUGAGAGUACUGGUCGUGGAACUGCGUACAGUCAAAGGCAAUCUUUACCUGCAAAUACUCAGAGGAAAUCCAUGACUUCAGCAAACAUAUGGGAUGAAUCGGAACCUACUUUCGAAAGAACCAGUCCUGGAACUGCACAUACACAGAGGAAAACCUUGCCUUCAGGUACUCAUCGACGAUCUAGGCCUUCACAAAACAUAUGCCAUGAAUCAUGUCCUAAAUUCAACUGUUCCGGCGAUGAACCUGUACCUACUCAGUUUCAAACCAUGCCUUCCCAAAACAUAAACGAUGAAUCAGAACCAACAUUUGAGGGAACCGGUCGUGGAACUGCAUACAGUCAGAGGCAAUCCAUGCCAUCUCAAAACAUAUUUGACGAAUCAGCACCCACAUUUGAGAGCACCGGUCGUGGAACUGCGUACACUCAAAGGCAAUCAGCUCAGACGAGAUCCAUGCCUUCUCAAAACAUAAACGAUGAAUCGGAACCGAAAUUUCACAGUACCGGUCGUGGAACUGCAUACAGUCAAAGAAAAUCCAUGCCUUCUCAAAAUAUAAACGAUGAAUCGAAACCGUUAUUAGAAAGUACCGGUCGUGGAACUGCAUACAGUCAGAGGCAAUCCAUGCCAUCUCAAAACAUAUUUGAUGAAUCAGCACCCACAUUUGAGAGUACGGGUCGUGGAACUGGAUACAGUCAGAGGCAAUCCAUGGGUCCAGCAGCUCAGACAAGAUCCAUGCCUUCUGAAAACAUAAACGAUGAAUCGGAACCCACAUUUGAGAGUACGGGUCGUGGAACUGCGUACAGUCAGCGGCAAUCCAUGGCUGCGUACAGUCAAAGACAAUCAAUGCCUUCUCAAAACAUCAACGAUGAAUCGGAACCCACAUUUGAGAGUACCAGUCGUGGAGCUUCAUACAGUCAAAGACAAUCCAUGCCUUCUCAAAACAUCAACGAUGAAUCGGAACCCACAUUUGAGAGUACCAGUCGUGGAGCUUCAUACAGUCAAAGACAAUCCAUGCCUUCUCAAAACAUAAACGAUGAAUCGGAACCGAAAUUUCACAGUACCGGUCGGGGAACUGCAUACAGUCAAAGACAAUCCAUGCCUUCUCAAAAUAUAAACGAUGAAUCGAAACCGUUAUUUGAGAGUAGCGGUCGUGGAACUGCAUACAGUCAGAGGCAAUCCAUGCCGUCUCAAAACAUAUUUGAUGAAUCAGCACCCACAUUUGAGAGUACCGCUCGUGGAACUUCAUACAGUCAAAGGCAAUCAAUGGGUGUAUUAGCUAAGCCGAGAUCCAUGCCUUCUCAAAACAUAAACGAUGAAUCGGAACCAACAUUUGACAGUACCGGUCGUGGAACUGCAUACAGUCAAAGACAAUCCAUGCCUUCUCAAAACAUUAAUGAUGAAUCUGAACCCACAUUUGAGAGUACCGCUCGUGGAACUUCAUACAGUCAGAGGCAAUCAAUGGGUGUAUCAGCUAAGCCGAGAUCCAUGCCUUCUCAAAACAUAAACGAUGAAUCGAAACCAUUAUUUGACAGUACCGGUCGUGGAACUGCAUACAGUCAGAGGCAAUCCAUGCCAUCUAAAAACAUAAUUGAUGAAUCAGCACCUACAUUUGAGAGCACCGGUCGUGGGACUGCGUACACUCAAAGGCAAUCUUUACCUGCACAAACUCAGAGAAAAUCCAUGCCUUCAGCAAACAUAUGGGAUGAAUCGGAACCUACUUUCGAAAGUUCCAGUCCUGGAACUGCACUCAGACAGAGGAAAACCUUGCCUUCACGUACUCAGAGACAAUCGAUGCCUUUAGAAAAUAUAUGCGCUGAAACCUGUCCUAAUUUCAACUGUUCCGUUGUUGAACCUUCAACUAUUCCGUGGCAAGCCAUGCCUUCCCAAAACAUAAACGAUGAAUCAGCACCCACAUUUGAGAGUACGGGUCGUGGAACUGGAUACAGUCAGAGGCAAUCCAUGGGUCCAGCAGCUCAGACAAGAUCCAUGCCUUCUGAAAACAUAAACGAUGAAUCGGAACCCACAUUUGAUAGUACGGGUCGUGGAACUGCGUACAGUCAGAGGCAACCCAUGGGUGAAUCAACUCAGAGGCAAUCCUCGAUUUCGAAAAACCUAAACGAUGAAUCGGCACCGCCAUUUGAGAGUACUGGUCCUGAAACUGCAGACAGUCAAAGACAAACUAUGCCUUCUCAAAACAUAAACGAUGAAUCAGCACCCACAUUUGAGAGUACCGGUCGUGGAACUGGGCACAGUCGGAGGCAACCCAUUGAUGAAUCAACUCAGAGGCAAUCCUCGCUUUCGAAAAACCUAAACGAUGAAUCGGAACCGACAUUUGAGAGUACUGGUCCUGAAACUGCAGAGAGUCAAAGAAAAACUAUGCCUUCUCAAAACAUAAACGAUGAAUCAGCACCCACCUUUGAGAGUACCGGCCGUGGAACUGGGCACAGUCAGAGGCAACCCAUUGCUGAAUCAACUCAGAGGCAAUCCUCGCUGUCCAAAAACCUAAACGAUGAAUCGGAACCAACAUUUGAGAGUACCGGUCCUGAAACUGCAGACAGUCAAAGACAAACAAUGCCUUCUGAAAACAUAAACGAUGAAUCGGAACCCACAUUUGAUAGUACAGGUCGUGGAACUGAAUAUAGUAAGGGGAAAUCAAUGGGGCCAGCAGCUCAGACCAGAUCUAUGCCUUUUGAAAACAUAAACGAUGAAUCGGAGCCCACAUUUGACAGUACGGGUCGUGGAACUGCGUACAGUCAGAGGCAACCCAUGGGUGAAUCAACUCAGAGGCAAUCCUCGCUUUCGAAAAACCUAAACGAUGAAUCGGCACCGACAUUUGAGAGUACUGGUCCUGAAACCGCAGACAGUCAAAGACAAACUAUGCCUUCUCACAACAUAAACGAUGAAUCAGCACCCACAUUUGAGAGUACGGGUCCUGUAACUGAAUACAGUCAGAGGCAAUCAAUGGGGCCAGCAGCUCAGACGAGAUCCAUGCCUUCUGAAAACAUAAACAAUGAAUCUGCACCCACAUUUGAGGGUACCGGUCCUGGAACUGAAUAUAGUCAGGGGAAAUCCAUGCCCUCAGCAAAUAUAUGGGAUGAAUCGGUACCUAAUUUCGAAAGUUCCAGUCCUGGAAAUGCACUCGGUCAGAGGAAAACCUUGCCUUCAAGUACUCAGAGACAAUCGAAGCCUUCAGACAAUACAUGCGCUGAAUCCUGUCCGAAUGUCAACUGUUCCGUUGUUGAACCUUCAACUAUUCAGUGGCAGGCCAUGCCUUCCCAAAACAUAAACGAUGAAUCGGCUCCAACAUUUGAGAGUACGGGACCUGAAACUGCAGACAGUCAAAGACAAGCUAUGCCUUCUCAAAAUAUAAACGAUGUAUCACAACCCACAUUUGAGAGUACCGGUCCUGGAACUGAAUACAGUCAGAGGCAAUCAAUGGGUGCAGCACCUCACACGAUAUCCAUGCCUUCAAAAAACAUAAACGAUGAAUCGGAACCAACAUUUGAGAGAACCAGUCCUGGAACCGAAUACAGUCAGAGGCCAUCCAUGCCUUCUCAAAACAUAAACGAUGAAUCAGCACCCACAUUUGAGAGUACCGGUCGUGGAACUGGGCACAGUCAGAGGCAACCCAUUGCUGAAUCAACUCAGAGACAAUCCACGCUUUCGAAAAACCUAAACAAUGAAUCGGAACCGACAUAUGAGAGUACCGGUCCUGAAACUGCGGACAGUCAAAGACAAUCUAUGCCUUCUGAAAACAUAAACGAUGAAUCAGCACCCACAUUUGAAAGUACCGGUCGUGGAACUGAAUACAGUCAGAGGAAAUCCAUAGCUUCAGAAAAAAAAAAACGCCAAAAUAUAAACGAUGAAUCUGCACCCACUUUUGAGAGUACCGAUCCUGGAACUGAGCACAGUCAGAGACAAUCCAUGGCUGCAGCAGUUCAGAAGAGAUCCAUGCCUUCUGAAAACAUGAACGAUGAAUCGGAACCAAUAUUUGAGAGUACCGGUCCUGAAGUUGCAAAAAGUCAAGGCCAACCCACGUCUUCUGAAAACAUAAAUGAUGAAUCGGCACCCUCAUUUGAGAGUACUGGUCGUGGCGCUGAGCACAGUCAGAGGCAAUCCAUGCCGUCCCAAAAUUUAGACGAUGAAUCAGCACCCACAUUUGAGAUCACCGGUCCUGGAACCGAAUAUAUUCCGGGGCCAUCCAUGCCUUCUCAAAACAUUAACGAUAAAUCAGCACCCACAUUUGACAGUACCGGCCGUGGAACUGAAUACAGUCAGAGGCAACCCAUGGUUGAAUCAACUCAGAGGCAAUCCACGCUUUCGAAAAACCUAAACGAUGAAUCGGAACCGACAUUUGAGAGUACUGGUCCUGAAACUGCAGACAGUCAAAGACAAACUAUGCCUUCUCAAAACAUAAACGAUGAAUCAGCACCCACAUUUGAGAGUACCGGCCGUGGAACUGAAUACAGUCAGAGGCAACCCAUGGUUGAAUCAACUCAGAGGCAAUCCACGCUUUCGAAAAACCUAAACGAUGAAUCGGAACCGACAUUUGAGAGUACUGGUCCUGAAACUGCAGACAGUCAAAGACAAACUAUGCCUUCUCACAACAUAAACGAUGUAUCACAACCCACAUUUGAGAGUACGGGUCCUGUAACUGAAUACAGUCAGAGGCAAUCAAUGGGGCCAGCAGCUCAGACGAGAUCCAUGCCUUCUGAAAACAUAAACAAUGAAUCUGCACCCACAUUUGAGGGUACCGGUCCUGGAACUGAAUUUAGUCAGGGGAAAUCCAUGCCCUCAGCAAAUAUAUGGGAUGAAUCGGUACCUAAUUUCGAAAGUUCCAGUCCUGGAAAUGCACUCGGUCAGAGGAAAACCUUGCCUUCAAGUACUCAGAGACAAUCGAAGCCUUCAGACAAUACAUGCGCUGAAUCCUGUCCGAAUGUCAACUGUUCCGUUGUUGAACCUUCAACUAUUCAGUGGCAGGCCAUGCCUUCCCAAAACAUAAACGAUGAAUCGGCUCCAACAUUUGAGAGUACAGGACCUGAAACUGCAGACAGUCAAAGACAAGCUAUGCCUUCUCAAAAUAUAAACGAUGAAUCAGCACCCACAUUUGAGAGUACCGGCCGUGGAACUGAAUACAGUCAGAGGCAACCCAUGGCUGAAUCAACUCAGAGGCAAGCCACGCCUUCGCAAAACCUAAACGAUGAAUCGGAACCAGCAUUUGAGAGUACCGGUUCUGAAACUGCAGGCAGUCAAAGACAAGCUAUGCCUUCUCAAAACAUAAACGAUGAAUCAGCACCCACAUUUGAGAGUACCGGCCGUGGAACUGAAUACAGUCAGAGGCAACCCAUGGCUGAAUCAACUCAGCGGCAAGCCACGCCUUCGCAAAACCUAAACGAUGAAUCGGAACCAGCAUUUGAGAGUACCGGUCCUGAAACUGCAGGCAGUCAAAGACAAGCUAUGCCUUCUCAAAACAUAAACGAUGAAUCAGCACCCACAUUUGAGAGCACCGGCAGUACCGGAACUGAAUACAGUCAGAGGCAACCCAUGGCUGAAUCAACUCAGAGGCAAGCCACGCCUUCGCAAAACCUAAACGAUGAAUCGGAACCAGCAUUUGAGAGUACCGGUCCUGAAACUGCAGGCAGUCAAAGACAAGCUAUGCCUUCUCAAAACAUAAACGAUGAAUCAGCACCCACAUUUGAGAGUACCGGCCGUGGAACUGAAUACAGUCAGAGGCAACCCAUGGCUGAAUCAACUCAGAGGCAAGCCACGCCUUCGCAAAACCUAAACGAUGAAUCGGAACCGACAUUUGAGAGUACUGGUCCUGAAACUGCAGACAGUCAAAGACAAGCUAUGCCUUCUCAAAACAUAAACGAUGAAUCAGCACCCACAUUUGAGAGUACCGGCCGUGGAACUGAAUACAGUCAGAGGCAACCCAUGGCUGAAUCAACUCAGAGGCAAGCCACGCCUUCGCAAAACCUAAACGAUGAAUCGGAACCAGCAUUUGAGAGUACCGGUCCUGAAACUGCAGGCAGUCAAAGACAAGCUAUGCCUUCUCAAAACAUAAACGAUGAAUCAGCACCCACAUUUGAGAGUACCGGCAGUACCGGAACUGAAUACAGUCAGAAGCAACCCAUGGCUGAAUCAACUCAGAGGCAACCCACGCCUUCGCAAAACCUAAACAAUGAAUCGGAAACGACAUUUGAGAGUACUGGUCCUGAAACUGCAGACAGUCAAAGACAAGCUAUGCCUUCUCAAAACAUAAACGAUGAAUCAGCACCCACAUUUGAGAGUACCGGCCGUGGAACUGAAUACAGUCAGAGGCAACCCAUGGCUGAAUCAACUCAGAGGCAAGCCACGCCUUCGCAAAACCUAAACGAUGAAUCGAAACCAUUAUUUGACAGUACCGGUCGUGGAACUGCAUACAGUCAGAGGCAAUCCAUGCCAUCUAAAAACAUAAUUGAUGAAUCAGCACCUACAUUUGAGAGCACCGGUCGUGGGACUGCGUACACUCAAAGGCAACCUGCACAAACUCAGAGAAAAUCCAUGCCUUCAGCAAACAUAUGGGAUGAAUCGGAACCUACUUUCGAAAGUUCCAGUCCUGGAACUGCACUCAGACAGAGGCAAACCUUGUCUUCACAUACUCAGAGACAAUCGAUGCCUUUAGAAAAUAUAUGCGCUGAAACCUGUCCUAAUUUCAACUGUUCCGUUGUUGCACCUUCAACUAUUCCGUGGCAAGCCAUGCCUUCCCAAAACAUAAACGAUGAAUCAGCACCCACAUUUGAGAGUACGGGUCGUGGAACUGGAUACAGUCAGGGGAAAUCAAUGGGGCCAGCAGCUCAGACCAGAUCUAUGCCUUUUGAAAACAUAAACGAUGAAUCGGAGCCCACAUUUGACAGUACGGGUCGUGGAACUGCGUACAGUCAGAGGCAACCCAUGGCUGAAUCAACUCAGAGGCAAGCCACGCCUUCGAAAAACCUAAACGAUGAAUCGGAACUGACAUUUGAGAGUACUGGUCCUGAAAAUGCAGACAGUCAAAGACAAGCUAUGCCUUCUCAAAACAUAAACGAUGAAUCAGCACCCACAUUUGAGAGUACCGGUGAGACGAAUGAGAAAAUAGAAAUGGACGACGAGUGGAUGUCAGAAUAUGAUGAAGUGGGAGGCGUCAAAAGAAGAAAGAUCUCCAGAGGACAACAGGUGUCGAUGCCAUCGCAAAAUAUCCCGGUUCCACGGUUCAUGCCCUCGGGUGGUGAAGUUUCCGGAGCAGCUAGAAGCACCGCGAGACCGGAGGGUACCAUGCCGUCGCGAAACCCUUUUGUGCUUCAGAUGACCAAUGAGUGUGUGGCGAAUGAAACUAUCCAACCUUUGCCGUAUGUGUCGGAACAGCCACCGUUAGUCGCCUAUCAGCAAACCGAGCAGCGCGGUAGACCGGUGCCACAGCAUGUCUCAUAUGCGUCUUUUUCCACGGAACUUCUGGGUAAUGUAAAUACGCUAUCUCAUCCCUCCGAUACCGGAGGUAGUCAAUCGUGUAUGUGUGAUGGAAUGCGAGAGCAUUCACUGGGUCAAACCUGGACAGACAGGAUGGACCGCUCGACAACCAAUAAAAUAGAAGAUGUCAGUAUGAAAGCCUUCAACAACCUUUCUGUCACGCCGCACCACCUAUUGCAAAUGCCCAAGACGUGUUUGGAUAUAGCCACCGAGACGCCACUCCAGCGGAGAAGUCAGUCGCUAGAGUACACACCUUCGGAGAAUGACAGCGAAUCGGAUUUCCUUACAUGCAAAAGCUCUACUGACUUGCGACAGGAGGACAAAGGCGCUAUUCCCUGUGGUAUAUGCGAGAGAGUGCCCUCAGACCGCUACUUCCAGUCAAUGGAUGUUGGUCCCCAUGGCCAAGUGGUGCAAGGGGUAACCGUAACGACAUCAAUGUCCAUAAUUUCGGGGACGCGAUUAAAUCAGGACCAGAGAAUGCGUGCUGAGGUUCAAAUGUCGAACUCAAUGACGAACUAUGAUUCAAUUGAUCAGGUCAUGCAGUCAACCGGCCACAAAAGCACUGGAACAACAACACAGAACAGCUGUUCCAUGGAACAGCAAAAUCAGAACCAAAAGAUGCGUGCUGAGGAUGAAAUGCUACAGAGCGGACGCAAGAAUGGAUAUUCCAACCGAAGCAUCAACGGAUUCGACUCAAUGAUCAACUACGUUUCGUUCGAUCAGGUCAUGCAGUCAACCGGCCACCAGAGCGCCGGAACAACUACACAGAAAAAUUGUUCAAUGGAACAGCAAAACUAUCAACCGAAUCAGCCUUGCCCUGGUUGUCCCACCGGAGCUUCCCACGCCAUGCAGAUCCAGAGAGCAUGGGAACAGGGUUUUACCAUUUGUGGAAGCAGGCUUGGCACAUCACCCAUCACCAUCACCAAUUACCAUAGCACUGGAACAACAACGCAAAACGACCAUUCCCUGAAGAAAAGAGACUUUAACCCCACUGGAUUUGCAGCCGAAUGCGACCAAACCAGCUAUAACUCCGUGCAGGCGUGCACCUGCCAGCAGUCUCAAGGCGGGGGUUCGGCCUUUCCCGUCGAACUCCCUUGCGGUUGUUCGCCGGAUUCGGAGUCCCAGUUCGAUUCGGAGACGGAAUGCAAUGCCGACGGCUUCACCGCCAGAUCGUCUAGUCCAGAUGAAGUAGAAGCCGGACCCCAUUACGACGACUAUAAAGACGUAGAGGAGUGCAAUGAUGACGACAACGAUGCCAGAUCGCCCGGAGCCUACCCAAACCCUUCCAAAGCCGUGCUGAACUCUGGUGCCAACAACUGCAACUGUCCACUGAAGUCAGAGGAUGACUCCAACGCCAGACCGUACCGUCCCCUUAGAGGAUCGCCUGGACCCUUCUUCUACGCAGUUCAGGACACUGGAAUGUGGGGGAUUACCAGCGCUUUUCUGCCGGAACCAGCGAUCGCCAUAUCGCCAUGUCUCAAUGGACCCUGUUCGUUAGAGUCGGAGCGCACUGAUGACUACCAGUCUGCCCGAUCGUCCAUUUCCAAUGAAGAAGAUCGUGGCACCUAUCGGCCGCCAUGCUGGGUAUAUCCCUCACCGAUUCGGAUGCUUUUUGAUGGAUUGGUUCGACUUGGGGAAUCUCUUUAAACAAUAAAUUUUCUACAAUAAAUUGUAGACACGACCUGUUAACUCAA